ACUAUGCAUGCAUCAGUUGAGGGUGUGAACUGUGGAACUCUUACGGUCAUUAGUAAUAGUGUAGCUGACAUGCUUCCUCUGGCUGAUCUUCAACACACAGAGCCAAACACCACACUCAACUAGAAUCCCCUGCUACUGGCCCUCCAAGCCUGACGACUCCACACGACUCAGCAGCUAGACCCAUUAGAGUGCAGCUAUGGGGAAUGUGAUGUGGGGACAGGGAGCUGGGAACAAAACAAAUUCAAACUGCCAUGACAGUGCAUUAAAGGCAGGAGAAGACGAGACGCUUGUCGUUCUCCAUGACUAUCCUUCUCCAGACAUCAGUGAGCCGAUCUUUAGGAUGGGAGAGAAGCUGAGGGUCUUGUCUCAGGAAGGCAACUGGUGGAGAGUUCGGUCUGUCCAAUCAGGAAGUGAAAACUACAUCCCUAACAACUAUAUUGCCAAAGUCUACCAUGGAUGGCUGUUUGAGGGAGUAGUGAGGCAGAAGGCAGAGGAACUACUUAGUCUCCCUGAAAACAGAGUGGGUUCCUUCAUGAUUAGAGAGAGCACCCAGCAGAGAGGUGUCUACUCCAUGUCUGUAAAGCACAGAUCCAUCCAGCACUAUAAAAUCUUUCGCCUGGAGAACAGCUGGUACUAUAUCUCUCCUCGUCUGACUUUCCAGUGCUUGGAAGAGAUGGUAAACCACUACUCUGACUCUGCAGAUGGUCUGUGUUGUGUUCUCACUGGCCCGUGUCUGUCUGGGACUAUCAGCCCCAUAGACAUCACCUCUCAGCCACCCCCUGUAAGGAUGCGACACAACAACUUUGACUGGAAGAAAAUAGACAGGAAAGAUCUGAUCAGUGCAGGGGCUGCGCAGGGCCAGGAGAACAGGAAUGCCAUGGUGAGCUACGGUGUCAGAAACAGCAUGGCCUCUUACCUCUCUCUGGUCGGGGAUCAUGACCCAGGACAGCAGAAGAAGAACCGCAAGAAGAAGAGCAAAUCUGUCUGUGUGACAGACCACAGCAUCAGCCAUAUGGACUUGGAUGAGGACUAUGAUAUGUAGUGGCCUGGAUGGUGCAACACUUAGUUCUGCGAACCCCAGUACACAUAUAUAGCCUAGGCUAGUGGUUCCCUUUCAGUCAGUCAACUUCGGUAUUACAGGGGAGUUGCACUCUCGCUUCUUCGGCUGAAGGAUGUACAAUCACGCCUGACAAGGCCAAUGAAAUCCACACCUCACUGGAAGUCCCACCUUCCACAGGUGAUAAACAUGAGGCUCAGAUUCAUUCCUUCAAUUUAAUACCACUCUUCACCGAGCCCAGGAACAGGCGGUGCUGGGUCAAACAGGUGUUGUACCUCAUUUCCCUCCUUCAGGGAACAGUAGUUAUGGUCAUAAUGUUACAUUUUCCUUCAGUCAGUCAACAUACUAUGGGGAAAUAUGAUCACAUCCAUGAGAUGCUGUAUGAGUAUAAGUGGCAAGUGUUUGAGCUCUGGUGCCAAGAUAAAGGGCUGGUUCAUUUUCAGUGCUCUGGGAAAUACUUGUUUCUACAGGAGCUUUAAAAGCAUUCUCCACUUUAAAAUUAUAUAUGGCCGCUAUCUCAGCACGUGGGAAUUGACUGAGCCUCACCAGGGGCUCACCCACUGGUGUUGCAGUUACUGAAAGGUGUACACCCUUCCUGUACUCCGUUCGCCCCGGGCGACUCUAAGAUGACCUUGUGUCCAAAUGUGGCCUUUGCCCUAAAAGUAAUGGCCAUGCCCUACAAGUCCUUAGCUUUUGAGGUGUUUCCCUUUUUGCCUCCUCCAUUUGCUUCUGAAGAGCAACAGAGGUUACAUGCCCUGUGUCUGGUGCAAGCUCUACGCACAUACAUUGAACAACCUGGGUUUUCCGGUUGUGUGACCAGAAUUAUGUCUGUUUUGCUAAUCCAGCUCAGUUUCAGGGCACUUUGAGCAGUGUCUCUCCCACUGGAUUGUGGAGGCUAUCUCCUGCCAUAAAACAGCAAGGGACAAGGGUUACCUAGUGGAGUAUGCACCCACUCCACCAGGGGGCUGGCAGCAUUUUGGCCGUUGUGUAAAGGGUUGACUAUAGGAGAUAUUUGUGCUGCGGCGAGUUGGGCAUCACCACACACUUUUGUAAGGUUUUAUCACUUGGAUGUCACUUCUCCCAGUGUAGCUCACAGGGUGCUUACAGCUGGGACAGGGGAAAGUCACUAAGCGGGUCUUCCAGUGAGGUGCGGAUUUCAUUGGCUUUGUCAGGUGCAAUUGUCUAUAUGUCAACAAAUGUCGAGAGAGUGAGACUCCCCCUUGUAUGUUGUACCUUGUUUCCCUCCUUCAGGGAAUAGUAGUUAUAGUCAUAACGUUACACUCUCAAACUUCUCCUCAGGGACCCCCAGACUUUCCAUGUAUUUGAUCUAUUAUAUAUGUCAUGACUGUCCUGAUCAGGUCAGGUUACAGGAGACCACAACCCUACAGAUUAUCUCUCAACCCCAACAGAGGAGGAGAGAUCUAGGGGUCUGAAGAUGUGGGGGUUUUAUGACCCCUCACACCCCUGGUAAAUCUCAGGUCACAGACAAAUUUCUUUGUCCUGUUACUAUGGAGAACCAGCCUCAUUAAACAUGAAAUAAAGGGACUUUGGAACAAUGGUUUCCGUCAGGCACAAUGGUGGUCAUGACGAUAGAUGGAAUAUGAAAAUGUAUGUCAUUUUUAUUUUGUUAUUAAAGGUUAAUAGAUUACGUUAUUACGAAAACAUUGUAACGUGAAGAGUUUUCCUAGUGUAUGUUUGAUGUUUAUACAUUGUACGUUGUAUGGAAAAUAUCCAAAUCAAAGAGAAUGUUUUGGGGAAGAUGAAAUGUGAAGUUAGUUGUCUAAAAUUGGGUUUGAGUAAAAUCUAGACCCUGCCCUCAUUUCUUGGUACGCCCAGAGAACUGCCCUAAAGUCGGUUACGCCCACUUCUGACCCAAGGGUAUAAAACCUGUGAGUUUAGAAUUUACGGGAGACUACGUGACCCAAGCUGCAGCCAAGGUCUAAAACGUCAACAAACCCAGAACGCAACACAAGUUUGAAGACAAAGAAAUCCUUUUCUACCCAAGUUACAGAUGAGUAGCUGUGUCUAAGCAGGUGAAUUCAAGCCGGACCCCCUUAGCAUCCAGUCCCAGCUAAUCAUGGUAUCUAAAGGGUUUCAUUCCUAUGCUGUGAGCUCUGAGCUGCAGAGCUGUCUGUCCUCAGAAGACCCCUUCCAGGGUGAGGGAACAGACUCCUAAGCCAAAAGGACACUGACAUCGGGAGGACGAUCAGAGAGGUGCGCAGGAGAAGUGCGUCGAGCAGCUGAACGGUCCACGCAGAGAAUCCUCGGAGGUCUACCCCACGUAAUUAGAUCAUUAUAUUCUGACCCAUAAGAGCGGCAGUCUGGGACAAGGCUAGGGUUAGAAUAGCAUAGCUGACAAAUUCACCCAAAUGUAUAUUUCUCUCGUGUACUUUCUUUUUCCUCUCUCCCUUUGAAAUCCCCAUUGUGGGUAACACGCGCCAUAAGUUCUAAUCAAUAGCCUAUAAUGUGUUUUGUCUAUGUGUAUCUUAUAUCAUCAUUUUAGCUUUUUAGUAAAUAAAUAUUAAACUAAGA
Messenger RNA from Oncorhynchus nerka (sockeye salmon), 3589 nucleotides. RefSeq names its product src-like-adapter. Gene Ontology annotation, cellular component: cytoplasm; plasma membrane; nucleoplasm. The transcript is spliced from 8 exons. The coding region runs from base 197 to 1042 and encodes 281 amino acids. NCBI's taxonomy places the organism in Eukaryota, Metazoa, Chordata, Actinopteri, Salmoniformes, Salmonidae. Gene Ontology annotation, molecular function: phosphotyrosine residue binding; epidermal growth factor receptor binding. The record is from RefSeq and is a predicted model, not a curated record. Gene Ontology annotation, biological process: regulation of MAPK cascade; signal transduction.